AUGGCCACCUCUGACGGCGCUUCAUCGAUCUCCGUCGCUGUCAGAGUACGGCCAUUCACUAUCAGAGAAGCUGCACAACUGACAAAAUGCGACGACUCGACACUGUUCCUCGGCGAUGGCUCCCUGGCCGCGGCACCUACACCCAAACUCCUUCAGAAGGGCCUACGGCCUAUCAUCAAAGUCGUCGACGACAAGUGCUUAGUGUUUGACCCUCCCGAAGACAAUCCUGUUCAGAAGUUCUCGCGCUCCGUCAUGCCUAUGGGAAAGAGGGUCAAAGAUCAGACGUUCGGAUUCGACAGAAUCUUCGACGAAAAUGCCACACAAGUCGACGUCUACGAAUCGACAGCCAAACCGUUGGUCUCUAGUGUUUUUGACGGCUACAACGCUACUGUCUUCGCUUACGGCGCAACGGGCUGCGGGAAGACGCAUACCAUUACCGGCACACAUCAGCAACCCGGCAUUAUUUAUUUGACCAUGCAAGAGCUGUUUGAGAGAGUCUCCGAGAUGAGCGACGAGAAGGUCACCGAAAUCUCACUAUCUUACCUCGAAAUCUACAACGAGACAAUUCGCGACUUGCUAAACCCUGGCAAUUCCAAAGGAGGUCUGAUGCUGCGCGAAGAUUCACACCAAGCCGUCUCCGUGGCCGGGCUGUCGAGCCACCACCCUCAGAAUGUACAGGAGGUAAUGGAAAUAAUUGUCAGGGGCAACGAGCUACGCACAAUGUCUCCCACCGAAGCCAACGCCGUCUCCUCACGUUCCCACGCCGUCCUGCAGAUCAAUGUUGCUCAGAAAGAUCGCAAUGCGAGCGUAGACGAAGCGCACACCAUGGCGACUCUCAGCAUUAUCGAUCUUGCUGGUAGCGAGCGUGCUAGUGCCACCAAGAACCGCGGCGACCGUCUACUAGAAGGUGCGAAUAUCAACAAGUCACUGCUCGCAUUGGGCAGCUGUAUCAAUGCCCUGUGCGACCCACGCAAGCGCAAUCAUGUGCCAUACCGGAACUCCAAACUCACCCGGCUCCUCAAGUUCUCCCUCGGCGGCAACUGCAAGACCGUCAUGAUAGUCUGUGUCAGUCCUUCAAGCCAACAUUUCGAUGAAACCCAGAACACCCUGCGCUAUGCCAACAGAGCGAAGAACAUCCAGACCAAGGUCACAAGGAACGUGUACAACGUCAACCGUCACGUCAAAGAUUAUCUGGUCAAGAUCGACGAGCAGAUGGCCCUUAUUAACGAGCUCAAGGCACAACAGAAAGACUACGAAGCCGUGGCCUUCGCCAAGUUCCGGAAACAGUCCGAGAAGAGAGAUGGUAUCACCAAAGACGGCAUACUGAGAAUCCGAGCUGCUUACGACAAUGCUGUGGCCGAGCGACAAGAGCGAACCAACAAUAUGAUCAAGCUAAGACAGCUCGGGCGUCGGAUUGCCAUGCUUUCUUCCUGGAUAGCCGCGUUUGACGCUGUGUGCGAUAAUCUCGAGCAGGAAAACGCACUGAGCAACAUGCAAGCUGUCCGAAAGACAGCCCAAGGCAUCAUGAUUGAGCUCGAGAGUGGACGCCACCAUUGCCAGCAAAAAGUUGCCAAGAGUAAUUGGGAACGGGCGUUGAAUACUGCAUUAAGCGCUAGCCUUCAGCAGCUCAAGGAGGUCGAGACUGGCGACAAUAUGGACUCUGAAACCCUCUAUCGUGAAGUGGAGUUGCUCAAAGCCAAUGCCGAGCGUGAGUCUCUUGCAGCGGUUGCCGAACAGGCCAAGCUUGGAGACGCGUCCACCGUGCAAGUUCUCCUCAAGGCUCACUUUGAGAUCAUUGCAGCUAUCGACACUUUGAACAGCAUGUCGGUUGAUGAAGCAGUCGAGGUAGCUAACCGCUAUCUGAAGAAUAUGCUUUCAUCUGCUUCAAAAGCGGCAUCGCAUGUUGUCAAGCCUGACGGCAGUCUCGCGCCGGUGGAGUCAUUCGCACCUCGCAAGACCGGCACGCCGAAGCGAAGAAAACAGGCUGUCAAUACCUCCAUCCUGGAAAGUCCGUCAGCAACAAAACAGGUACCCGCCGUUGAAGCACUAGCCGCGCCUCAGCUCCAGCAACUUUCGGCAUCUCCCAUGAAGGCAUCGCCCCGUCGACGUGGCUUGGCGGGAAGCGCGAAGAAGGGCGUUCAAUUUCAAUCUACGCCAAAGAAGCGCAAGGUUGUCAAACGAGCUGUCAGAUGGAAGGAUGAUACAGAGGAUGGUGCGCUGGCAGAGUUCGAGAAGACUCCCCUGAAGCUCCCAUCCUCAUCACCACCUGAGGAGAGCACAACGGAGCUCACCAUUCCGCAGAUCUCGGAUAUCACGACAAGCUUCGCGGAAAUGAAGAACAGCGACGACAAUUCGUCUCCCAUUCCACCGCCACCCGAGACUUCCGCGGCUGGGGCAAACAAAAACAGUCGCUUCAAAGCCGGUUUUCUAUCAAAGAAGUCAGAGGUAUCUCCUCUGUCCGUGGCAAUGCCGCCUCCGCCCAAGACGACCAUCUUCACCUCUUCUUCCGAGUCCGAGUCGUCACCCCUUCGUGAUGUGGGCUUAACAUCUGCCAACCGCCGUAGUAUCACGCCACUUGCUUCUAGCAAUGCCAACAAAGUAUCUCCUCCUCCGCAGUCCGCCAAUACUGAGCAUCCGUCCUCCUCCGACACUGAAAAUCAUAACCCCAACAAAGACGACGCCAUGAAGAUAGGAGCCGUCCGUCGUUCCUCCUCUGUGCGGGGUCCUGCUAGCCUGCGUACUCACCGCCGGAGAUCGCCUUCCGCCUCAUCACCGCCCACAGGCGAUAAUCUUUUCGGGGCUAGCCACGUUAGACGCAUGGUGCACGGUACGUCGGAAGGCAAGGACUGGAAGGCAGGUGUUUUGAGUCCAAGAGUUCAGGGCGUUACAACCGCGGGCAAGAGCAUGCACAGUGCUUCGAGACGCACUACGAUGAGCGCUUUUGAUUCAAGCGCUCCGAAAGGCCACGCACGGGGCGAGAGUAUGGGCACUACGGUUGGGGAGAGGGCAGCGAUGCGGUUGAGUAGCGUGACACCGAUGCGUGCUGGCCAGGACAGGGAUCGGGAGAGAGGCAGCUUCAUGCCUGGAAAGAACAUUUGGCGCUGA
Cyphellophora europaea CBS 101466 is the source of this 3105-nucleotide messenger RNA. RefSeq lists its product as uncharacterized. NCBI's taxonomy places the organism in Eukaryota, Fungi, Ascomycota, Eurotiomycetes, Chaetothyriales, Cyphellophoraceae. The coding region runs from base 1 to 3105 and encodes 1034 amino acids. The transcript has 2 exons. Gene Ontology annotation, biological process: microtubule-based movement. Gene Ontology annotation, molecular function: microtubule motor activity; ATP binding; microtubule binding. The record is from RefSeq and is a predicted model, not a curated record.